Messenger RNA from Bubalus bubalis (water buffalo), 2279 nucleotides. RefSeq names its product feline leukemia virus subgroup C receptor-related protein 2-like. Gene Ontology annotation, cellular component: membrane. Gene Ontology annotation, biological process: transmembrane transport; heme export. The record is from RefSeq and is a predicted model, not a curated record. Gene Ontology annotation, molecular function: heme transmembrane transporter activity; heme binding. NCBI's taxonomy places the organism in Eukaryota, Metazoa, Chordata, Mammalia, Artiodactyla, Bovidae. The transcript has 10 exons. Bases 535 to 1872 code for a protein of 445 amino acids.
UGCCAAUUAGCUGCAAAUCUGAGUUCCCUAACAAAAGACCAGGUCUGGGGGAAAGCAAAUAGGAGACAAGUUUUCUAUAACUCACUUUAUCCCAAGAACACAACCAGCCUGGGAAAUCUACAAAUUUCUCUUUAUACUGAAAGUCUAGCGAAAAGGGUUGGGAAUUAGGGUGGGGGAGUGAGGUGGAGCCAGGCCCCAAUGCCCACCCUAGAGCUAUCAGAGUCCUGUAAAGUUCUUGUGCAAGGAGAUAACUGUUUUUGAUGGGUUGAACUGGCCAGAAAGCCUUGGGAGGUUGCCAGAACUGGCUUGAGGCAUUUUCCACCAGCCUAGGGCAUAGCAGUCAGGGACAGAGGACAUAAAGGCCAAGUGGGAGCAGUAACUGGGAGGGGAGCACAGGGAGCCCCACUCUAGGCUCUUUGGUAGGCUCAGGCCUCCCUUUAUUCUGGGACUCUGCAACAGGCAGGGCAAGUGGCCUGAGGGCUUCAGAGAACCGGUUAAAGCACUGUCUCUUAAGACUGCUGGAGUCCCUAGCACAUGCUCAGGGCUCCGGUACAGGUUGGAGUCAUGGAGGAUGAAGAUCUGAACCAACAGGAGCAUGAUGGCACCCCUUCUCAGAUGUCCCCACUCGAGGCUGAAGCCCGUGGCUACACCCUGUUCAGAGUCUUGGACAGAGAGUUCAUGAUCAAGGUGAGCAAGCGCCGGUGGGUGGUGGUCCUGGUGUUCAGCUGCUACUCCAUGUGCAACGCCUUCCAGUGGAUCCAGUACGGCUCCAUCAAUAACAUCUUCAUGAACUUCUACGGGGUCAGUGCCUUUGCCAUCGACUGGCUGUCCAUGUGCUACAUGCUGGCCUACAUCCCUCUGCUCCUGCCGGUGGCCUGGCUCUUGGAGAAGUUCGGCCUGCGGACCAUCGCCCUCACUGGCUCCGCUCUCAACUGCCUGGGGGCCUGGGUGAAGCUGGGCAGCCUGCAGCCGCAUCUCUUCCCAGUCACGGUGCUGGGCCAGGUCGUCUGCUCCGUGGCCCAGGUCUUCAUCCUGGGUAUGCCCUCCCGCAUUGCUUCCGUCUGGUUUGGAGAUGAUGAGGUGUCAACCGCCUGCUCCAUAGCUGUCCUCGGCAAUCAGCUUGGAAUUGCCCUUGGGUUCUUGGUCCCUGCUGUCUCGGUACCCAACAUCGACAACCCUGAUGAGCUUGCCUACUAUAUCAGCAUCAUGUUCUACGUAACAGCAGGGGUGGCCACUCUGCUUUUCAUCCUUGUCAUUGUCGUGUUCAAAGAGAAACCUAAACAUCCCUCCAGCAGGGCCCAGUCCCUGAGCUAUGCCUUGGUGUCUAGUGAUGCUUCGUACUUAAGUUCCAUCAUCCAACUCUUCAAAAACCUCAACUUUGUGCUGCUAGUCAUCACCUAUGGUCUGAAUGCUGGUGCUUUUUAUGCCUUGUGCACCCUGCUGAAUCGCAUGGUGAUCUUCCACUACCCGGAGGAAGGUGUGAUAGUUGGAAGAAUCGGCCUGACCAUUGCUGUUGCAGGAAUGCUUGGGACUGUGAUCUCAAGCAUCUGGCUGGAUAGGACCAAAACCUACAAGGAGACCACCCUGGUACUCUACAUCAUGACUCUGGUGGGCAUGGCGGGGUACACAGGGACCUUGAACCUGGGACACCUGUGGAUAGUAUACAUCGCUGCUGGGAUAAUUGGCUUCUCCAUAACCGGCUAUCUCACUCUGGGGUUUGAGUUUGCCGUGGAGCUGACAUACCCGGAAUCAGAAGUUGUGUCGUCUGGCCUCCUCAAUGUGUCUGCCCAGGUAGGCCUCUCGUUGGGUGGUGGCCUUGAAGCUGUGAGUCUGGGUUCCCUGCUGGGCUCAGCGGGUGCAGGCGCUGCAUAAGGCAGCUCAGCUCCCUGUGGGCUGCGUGGCUGGGCCCCUGUUUCCUGUCUUCUCCGUGUCUUUGCAGGUAUUCGGGAUCAUCUUCACCAUCUCCCAGGGCCAGAUUAUCGACAACUAUGGAACCAUGCCUGGGAACAUCUUCCUGUGUGUCUUCCUGACCCUUGGAGCAGUGCUCACUACAUUCACUAAGGCAGAUCUCCGGAGGCAGAGGCUCCUGAGAAUAUUUAGGGAAAUGGAAGUCCUGGGCUGAUGUUUGCAGCAACCAGAGAUAAUUUAAAACCCCAGGAGGGGGAGGUGGAGGAGGACAGCAAGAGCAGCAAAGCCCCCACCACUGUCCAGGAGGAGCAUUUCUGAGAGAGGGCAGAGGAGCAACUCUGGGGACUCGGACCACCCCCACCUCUCCAGCC